Strongylus vulgaris is the source of this 738-nucleotide messenger RNA. Lineage: Eukaryota; Metazoa; Nematoda; Chromadorea; Rhabditida; Strongylidae. The record is from the annotation of a GenBank genome assembly.
AUGGUACCGAGCUCCCCCUUCUCUACCUACACCCCAUUCCCCUCAUUCGUCCCUCAAACCACGUUGCAGUACUCGCCUUUCGUUUUUCCCAAUUCGAUAGCAAACACACACGCCACGACGUCUCUACGACAUCCAGCCAGUCCCAACGCCUCUGGCGAUGGGACUCGCCGCAACGGUCGACGUGAAAGGACGUCCUUUAAUAGACUACAGCUUGAGCAUUUGGAGCGCGUCUUCAGAGAAACCCAUUAUCCUGACCUCUAUAAAAGGGAGGAAGUUGCCAGAGCUAUAAACUUACAAGAAGCCAGAGUUCAGGUAUGGUUCAAGAACCGACGAGCAAAAGACCGCCAACUCAAAAAGACGCACCUGCUACAAAACAGCGGAAGAACGGCCUCUGGAUCGUCCUCCAAUGAAAGUCCCCCUCCUGAGCCAAAGGUUGUGGAUCUGAAAGCCAUGUCACACAUUCCGUUACCUGGUACUGCAGAAUUCGAUCAACGUAAUGAUUCGAAAUACCUCACUGUGGGUAGUAUGGGAUUGAAAUUGGAGAAGGAUGAGUACAAGUUGGUGGACAAUAAGUAUCCGAGCAAUUCUGCUACACCAACAACAUGGGCUUAUCCUCUUCCUGCUGCAAACUACUCCAUCUACAAUAAUUUCUAUGCUACUCCUCCAAAUUACUAUCAUCAAUAUGGAUACACUUCAGACUAUACACCACAAAAUCCGUCAUAUUGCGGACAGCUAUAA